CCAGCGUGGCCUGGCCAGAGCGUCACGCCCACCACGGGCGGUUACCCCGCGACUCGGCCAAAGCGCGGCGCCCUCUCGGGGGCGGAACCCGCGUGGCCCGCAGUUCCUCUGUCUAGCCGCAGCUGGGGCGUCACGCCGGUGCGUAGCGUCGUCAGAAUUGUUUUCAUCCGGAAUUCCCAACUAGAGAAAGGAUGCCCGAGGGACCAUCUGUGAGGAAGUUUCACCAUCUGGUCUCUACCUUUGUGGGCCAGCAAGUGCUCAAGACAGGGGGAAGCAGUAAAAAGUUGUGUCCUGCCACCCUACAGUCCCUGUGGCUUCAGGACACACAGGUGCACGGGAAGAAGUUGUUCCUUAGAUUCGAUGCAGAUGCAGAGGGAGAGGGAGAGGGUGGGGCCCCAGGCGGCAGCCACCAGCAUCUAGAGCCUCUGCGAAAAACUGCACGGAAGGAGGCAGCUGGGGACCCAGCACCAGAGGCCAGCGGACAGAAGACUGCUGCUGACGGAUCUUUCCAGUCUAUGGAGUUGCUUCCCAGGGGCCCUGGUGACUCCAGUGACCUGGCAGGGGACAGCCCCCUGCCAGGGGCCCAGCAGUGGUUGCAGGUCAGCUUUGGUUUGUUUGGCAGCAUCUGGGCAAACGAGUUCUCCAGAGCGAAGAAAGCCAACAAGAGAGGCGACUGGAGGGAUCCGGUACCCAGGUUGGUCCUGUACUUUGAUGGUGGUGGAUUCCUGGCAUUUUAUAAUUGCCAGAUGUCUUGGAGCCCCACCCCCGUGGUUGAACCCCACCGUGACAUCUUGUCUGAAGAGUUCCACCGAGGACAGGCCUUGGAGGCUCUGGGUCAGCCGCAGCCUGUGUGCUACACGCUGCUGGACCAGCGAUACUUCUCAGGGUUAGGGAACAUCAUUAAGAAUGAAGCCUUGUACAGAGCCAGGAUCCACCCGCUCUCCCUUGGCUCGCUCCUCACCUCCCCAUGCCUGGAGACCCUCGUGGAUCAUGUGGUGGCAUUCAGUGCAGAGUGGCUCCAGGGCAAGUUCCAGGGCCAGCCACGGCACACACAGGUCUACCAGAAGGAGCAGUGUCCAUCUGGGCACCAGGUCCUGAGGGAGGUGCUUGGGCCCCCUGGUGGCCUCCAAAGGCUCACCUGGUGGUGUCCACAGUGUCAGCCUCGGGUGCCGCCUGAGGAAACCCCACAGCACCAGUCCUGAGUCACCAGGACCCUUUGAGGUCUUAGCCUCGGGACUGGGAUUCCUAGGGUGGGAACAGGGACUGACUGGGGUGGUGCAGAGGAGACUGUGGGCUGGGAGGUGUUGGCAUUGUUAGGGUUCCCCUUGUAGGAGUAGAGUGCAAGGUGUAGACUCCAUAUGGGUAGAUUCCCCCCCACACACCUUUUUUUUGGGUACCAGGGAUCGAACUCAUGACCUCACACUUGUCAGACAGGCACUUGUGCUGCUGGGCUAAAUCCCUGGACCACCUUUUUUUUUUGGUUCCGGGAUUGAACUUUCAACCUUGUGUUUGCCAGGCAGGUGCUUAAGCCACUGAGCUAAACCCCUGGCCCGAUUUCUCCCUUUUUUGGUUCAGAUCAUUCUUCCUGUCUAGUUCUGACACUGAGAGAUGAGAGAAAUCUUGGAUGAAAGGAAAGGAGAGGGGGCUGUGGAGACAGACACCUGUGGGAAACAGUUGUGUUCCCCGGGUUGCUUUUCAGGUAUUUCAUUUUGGAAACUUUGGUUGAUUCGAAGGUCUUCCAUUUUGAAGAAGAGGAAAACAUAAUUUUCUUCCCUCAUUCCCUGGAGAGAUCCAGGAAAGAGGACUAAGCCGGGGGGAGCACUGGGUCAGCCUCCCUCCUGGCUCCUGCCCUCUGGAUGGAACCUUCCUGGUCCACCCAUUGGCCUUUAAGGAUAAGCUACUUUAGCCACUGUGUUUUUGAUAUGUUGAACAUUUCAGGAGUUUACAAAUACUUCAUCAGGUUGUUGGUAAUAGUUAGAUGAAACCAGGGCAGUGACCUGAAAAUAAAGCCCUUUGUCAUUU
Molecule: messenger RNA, 2022 nt
Organism: Cavia porcellus (domestic guinea pig)
Lineage: Eukaryota; Metazoa; Chordata; Mammalia; Rodentia; Caviidae
Gene: Neil2
Product: nei like DNA glycosylase 2
Exons: 5
Coding region: 192-1202 (336 amino acids)
Biological process (GO): base-excision repair
Molecular function (GO): damaged DNA binding; DNA N-glycosylase activity; DNA-(apurinic or apyrimidinic site) endonuclease activity
Source: RefSeq, a predicted model, not a curated record